This is a messenger RNA of Macroventuria anomochaeta, 2274 nucleotides long. RefSeq names its product alpha/beta-hydrolase. The transcript has 2 exons. Bases 500 to 2233 code for a protein of 577 amino acids. The record is from RefSeq and is a predicted model, not a curated record. Gene Ontology annotation, molecular function: carboxylic ester hydrolase activity. Lineage: Eukaryota; Fungi; Ascomycota; Dothideomycetes; Pleosporales; Didymellaceae.
AGGUGUCACAAAUCGUUGUGUACGACAGUAACGGGCCGUUUGAGGCACGUAGGGACACCGAAGCCUUGCUGUACUCCGCGGAGGCUUUGCACCUGCUUGUUAAGGAGGGAACGCAUAGGUGCCGAGAUCAGUUCGACGUUCAGAGAUCUCUCCACCAACAGAGCAUUGUUCCCAGUUUCGAUGCCUACUGGGGCAAGUCCGAUCAGCUCUACACAUAGACUUUCGCCGGUGCUGAUGUCACACAGACUUGCACCUUCUAAUCUCGUCGGGCAGCAGACCGUUGGUUUGGACUCACUCGUUGCCUUGAUAGUGAGAGACGGCUGGCGAAAUGAAACUAUGAGACAUAUAACGUCCGCCUUGGCUCCCUUACUUCGCGCGGCGCCUAGCAAACAGCUCAGUGUUGGAAGGGCAAACGUGUAAAACUUGAACUGAUAAACAGAGGCAGUGUUCAAAAGGGCCUUCUGAGCCCACGUAGAGGCAGUCAGCAUUCGGCACCAACAUGAAGACCUGUCUCUUGGCCGGCCUGGUCUGUGGCAUCGGCGCUGCAGCGCGCGCACUCCACGUCCAUGAUGCAUCCUGUGGCGUAACGUAUCGUGGUAUUGAGCGCGAUGGCAUCCAACACUUCUUUGGUAUCCCAUAUGGACAAGACACGAGUGGAGAGAACAGGUUCAAGCCACCGCGCCUGUACCUGCCAGCACCGGGAUCAGUCAUCGAUGCCACAAAGCCUGGGGUCGCUUGUCCGCAGCCGCUCGGAAAGUCGUCUCCGCCCUUAGGACAAGGCAAUGUCACGGACGUUUCGGAGGACUGCUUGAACCUGAACAUCAUCAGACCAAGUCUCAAUGAUACCCAUGGCUAUAGGAAGUUGCCGGUCAUGGUGUGGAUCCACGGUGGCAGCUUCUGGUGGGGCUCGAACAUGGAACCAACUUUCAAGCCCGAUGGGUUGAUCCAGCAAUCCGUUGAGGGCGGUAAUCCAGUUAUCCAUGUUGCAAUGAACUAUCGUCUGGGCUUCUUCGGUUUCGUGCAAUCAGAUUACCUGAGGGGGGAGGGUAGCGAGAAUGCCGGACUUCGAGACCAACGCCUUGCCAUAGAAUGGGUUCGCGACAACAUCGAGAUUUUUGGUGGUGAUCCGGAAAACAUCACCAUCUUUGGGCAAUCAUCUGGUGGGCUCGCGGUUGGCAUGCACAUCCUUGCGUACGGAGGAACGAAACCACUUCCGUUCCAGAAAGGCAUCGCAGAGUCGCAGUCCCUCGAACCAGGUAUCACUGGCAACUUCUCAAGAGAUGCCUUGUCUGCGUUGGUAGACUUCGUUGGAUGCAAUACCACCGAUCUGCAGACUCCUGAAACCAUUGCUUGUCUGCGUGGUAUGGACACAGAGACGUUGUUGAAUGCCUCAAUCACCACGUAUGCAAGCGAUAUUAAUCACAAUAUCGGUGACAUCUGGUUGCCGGUGGUCGAUGGCGACUUCCUGCCUGCGCCGCCGAGUCAAUUGAUCGAUGAAGGUCGAUUUGGCAAAGCGACAUUCAUGACAGGAUGGACUCAGGACGACUUGAAUUUCUACACCAAUGUCAGUAUCGCAACAGCAGAGGACACAUAUGUCUUUGUUCGCUCGUACCUCCCAGCAUUGUCAGAACAGUCCCUAGAGGACCUCCUGGAUCUGUACCCCGUUGCUGAAUUUGCUCCACCGUCUGGUACCAAUUUGACAGCGGAGUUCUAUCGAUCGGCGCGCAUCUUCAGAGAUAUUUUGAUGGUAUGUCCAUCGAUCUACCUGGGCGCUGCAAUGCAUAAGACGUAUGCCGCACCGGUGUUUCACUACGAUUUCAACCAAACCAUCCUGGAUCCAAUUCUGGAACAUACCAUCAAUGUGUCGCACCUGGGAGUAGUCCAUACGUCUGAGAUCGCGUAUGUCUUUGGCAAUAUCCAAGCAUACAACAACUCCGGAAACCCAAUAAACUUGACGGCAUCGGACUAUGCGCUGCAGGAGCGCGCGAGUCGAUCGUGGAGUGCGUUUGCGACGAAUGGUCACCCAACGCAGGAGGGUGAGGUGACUGUAAAAGGCUGGCUUGGCGCGUACAGUGCUCCAAAUCUGACGCACGUCAUGACGAUUGGUGGUCCAUGGGAGGGCUGGUGGCCGUUGAGCGGUGUGGGUUCGCCAGAUGUUGUGCAGCAGCAGAAGCUGGUCGAGAGGUGUGCAUUCUUCAAUAGUCCAAAGAUCAUUGAGGGCCUCCAGUAUUGAGCAUUGGUCCUUGCUGCUCUGCAAUACGUAUAGUUGAACCG